Molecule: messenger RNA, 1173 nt
Organism: Arachis stenosperma
Lineage: Eukaryota; Viridiplantae; Streptophyta; Magnoliopsida; Fabales; Fabaceae
Product: protein trichome birefringence-like 19
Exons: 2
Coding region: 1-1173 (390 amino acids)
Cellular component (GO): Golgi apparatus
Molecular function (GO): O-acetyltransferase activity
Source: RefSeq, a predicted model, not a curated record
AUGGUAUUUCUUCCUCUGAUACAGAUCAUAAAUUCAAAUCAAUCAUCUUCUGACGUAUAUGCCAUCAGCACUUUGAAUAGCACAACAGCAGAAACAAGAAAUUGCAACAUAUUUUCUGGACAUUGGAGUCCUUAUCCUAAAGGACCUUAUUACAAUAAUGAAACAUGUCCAUACAUAAUAGAGCAUCUAAACUGCAUCAAGUUUGAACAACCUGACAGAGAGUUCCUCAAAUUGAGGUGGGAACCUUAUGAUUGUGAGCUUCCACUAUUCAAUGCAAAAGAAUUCUUGAGGCUUGUACAAGGAAAGUCAAUGGCCUUUGUUGGAGACUCUAUUUCCAGAAAUCAAAUUGCUUCAUUAUUGUGCCUCAUAAACAGUGAUGCUAAUCUUGUUGAUGUUACAAGAGAAUAUACAUCUGAGGACAAUGCACCUUAUUUCAAAUUGUGGUACUGCAUUAAACACAAUUUUACUCUAACAAUAGUAUGGUCCCCUUUUCUAGUUAAAGCCAUGGAUGAUGAUCCCUAUGGCUAUGAUCAUUCACUUAGCAGGGCCAUGAACCUUUAUCUUGACGAGCCGGAUGAAGCUUGGGUCAACAAAAUUGUGAAUUUUGACUAUGUAAUUAUCUCAACAGGACAAUGGUUCUUAAGUCCCAUGAAUUUCUUUGAAAAUGGUGAAAUUGUUGCAAAUAAAAGGAGUAAAGAGGACAUGGAACAUAACUUGUACGGGUACAGAAAGGCAUUUCAAACUUGCUUUAGAACUAUCAAAAACCUUAAAGGGUUUAAAGGUUCAACAUUUUUAGUGACUCACUCUCCAAACCACUUUGAAUAUGAAAAAUGGAAUGAAGGUGGGUAUUGUAACAGAACAAAGCCCUAUACCAAAGAAGAAAUGCUCAAGUAUUAUAAUCAUUGGAAUGUUCUGAAAUCAUUUCAUGAUGUACAAUUGGAGGAAUUUAGAGAAGCAGAAAAGGAAGCUAGGAAAAAGGGGUUGCAAUUUGGUUUGAUUGAUGUAAGUGAAGCUAUGGCCAUGAGGCCUGAUGGACAUCCUGGUAAAUAUGGCCAUUUAUAUUACAACAAUGUUAAGGUUACUGAUUGUGCUCAUUGGUGUUUGCCGGGUCCUGUUGAUACAUGGAACCAGUUUUUGCUCUAUAUGAUGAAGGGGAUAAGCACUCCAAUUUAA